This is a messenger RNA of Drosophila eugracilis, 1867 nucleotides long. RefSeq names its product chitin deacetylase 1 (gene Cda4). The transcript is spliced from 8 exons. Gene Ontology annotation, molecular function: chitin binding. The record is from RefSeq and is a predicted model, not a curated record. Bases 168 to 1583 code for a protein of 471 amino acids. Gene Ontology annotation, biological process: carbohydrate metabolic process. Gene Ontology annotation, cellular component: extracellular region. NCBI's taxonomy places the organism in Eukaryota, Metazoa, Arthropoda, Insecta, Diptera, Drosophilidae.
GGUCGUGGAUCUCGAUCAGUUGACGGUUUGCAUUUGCGCGUUGCGGACGUCUAGCUUUUACUCGCCCUCCCCCGUACCCCACUCUCACAAACACUGUCUUUAAAUCUCGAUCCGGAAUCGGGAAAUAUAUACUCAUACUUCGAUCAGUACACGUAGCCGAAAUCAAGAUGUCGCGGCUGUGUCUGCUGGCCGUGUUGCUAGCUAUAUCUGGUGUCAAUGGCCAGGGAAAGGAGAAGGAGGAGUUUCAGUGCCCCUCACAUAUUGCCAAUGGCAACUACGCAGAUCCGGCGACCUGUCGUCGGUUUUACCAAUGCGUCGAUGGAUAUCCUUAUUUGAACCGCUGUCCAUCUGGACUCUUCUUCGAUGAUGUGCAGAAGUACUGCACGUUCCAGGACGAGGCCAAGUGCGGUCCUCUACCAACAACGCCCGCCCCUGCCACGGAGGCCCCUGCAGACACCGCCCAGCGGUGCAACACGGAGGACUGCUCCCUGCCAUUCUGCUUCUGCUCCAAGGACGGCACUCAGAUUCCCAAAGACCUGGAGCCCGAGAAGAUCCCCCAAAUCAUCAUGCUGACGUUCGAUGGCGCCGUGAACCUGAACAACUACCAGCAUUACCAGAAGAUCUUCGACGGCAAGCGCAAGAAUCCCAACGGUUGUCUGAUUCGGGGCACCUUCUUCAUGUCGCACGAGUACAGCAACUACCAGCAGAUCCAGCACCUCGGAUACUAUGGACACGAAAUCGGAACGGAAAGCAUCUCGCAGCAGCAAGGACUACAGGACAAGGGGUACGAGGAGUGGGUGGGCGAGAUGAUUGGCAUGCGUGAAAUCCUGCGACGCUUCGCCAAUGUGUCCGUCAACGAAGUGGUCGGCAUGCGAGCGCCGUUCCUCAAGCCUGGCCGCAACACCCAAUACAAGGUGCUGGAGGACUUUGGCUACAUCUACGACAGCUCGAUCACUGUCCCCCCAGUAGCCGUGCCAGUGUGGCCGUAUACUCUCGACUACAAGAUAUCGCACGAGUGCAAAAGCGGCACCUGCCCGUCGCGCACCUUCCCCGGCGUUUGGGAGGUACCCCUCAACACCCACUACGUAGAGGGAUACGAGGGCGGCCAUUGCCCCUACCUCGAUCAGUGCGUGCUGCACAACCUCGACGAAGAGGAGGUGCUGCAGUGGCUGCAGGAGGAUUUCUCCCGUUAUUACGAGCAGAACAAGGCGCCCUACAUGAUGCCCUUCCACACCAACUGGUUCCAGACCAAGCCGCUGGAGAACGGCCUGCACAAGUUCCUCGACUGGGCCCUCGAACUACCCGACGUCUACAUCCUGACCUUGACCCAGAUGCUGCAGUACAUGACCGAACCUAAGGAGCUUCGCGACGUUAAUCAAAUCGAGGCGUGGAAGUGCGACAAGAGCGUAGCGGUGGCCCCGAAGCCCUGCAACAUCUGGCAGACGUGCGCUCUGCCUUUCAAGAUCCCUGAACAAAAUCUCACAGAUACGCGCUAUAUGGAGACCUGCCGAGAAUGCCCCAAUGUCUAUCCCUGGCUGGGCGAUGCCGGCGGUACGGGAAUCGCUCAGGAUAACUAUGAUUAAUUCCAAGACUAUCUCCUUCCUUUUUUUUGCCUUUUUCAUAAGCAGGUAUUUGCCCCUUCCUCGUUUAUCCUGUUUUUCUGCCUCUCCUUCGCAGUUUGCCACUUCUCCAAUAGAUAUUAAGCGAAAUUAUGUCAAAUUUUUCUCAGUUCGAGAGAAAAUGUUUGUAGAAAAAUGUAAUUUUUUGUCGAAAUUAAUUGACUAUUUUUUGAAGCUCUUUGGUGAUUAAAUAUUUGUGUUUUAAUAAGUUGUGGUAUAAAUAAUAGUAAUAAAAAGUCUUUUCAUAA